This is a messenger RNA of Toxotes jaculatrix (banded archerfish), 2694 nucleotides long. RefSeq names its product palmitoyltransferase ZDHHC20-A-like. Lineage: Eukaryota; Metazoa; Chordata; Actinopteri; Toxotidae. Gene Ontology annotation, cellular component: Golgi apparatus; endoplasmic reticulum. The transcript is spliced from 13 exons. Gene Ontology annotation, biological process: peptidyl-L-cysteine S-palmitoylation; synaptic vesicle maturation; protein targeting to membrane. Gene Ontology annotation, molecular function: protein-cysteine S-palmitoyltransferase activity. Bases 1 to 1056 code for a protein of 351 amino acids. The record is from RefSeq and is a predicted model, not a curated record.
AUGGCGCCCUCUCAUGCGCUGAGGUGCUGCAAACGGGCUCUGAACUGGGUACCUGUCCUGUUUAUUAACCUGGUCGUCGGCUGGUCUUAUUACGCGUAUGUCGUGGAGCUAUGUGUGUAUACAAUCACAAACAAUGCAGAACGAAUCAGCUACUUGGUCAUCUUUCACAUUUUCCUCGCCAUGUUUAUUUGGUCUUACUGGAAAACUAUCUGGUCCACACCAGCCAGCCCCUCAAAAGCCUUCAGUCUGCCCAGAGCAGAGAAGGAGCAGUACGAGAGAGAGGAGCGAGCCGAGGUGCAACAAGAGAUUCUGAAGAAAGUGGCGAGGAAUUUACCCGUGUAUACGCGCACGGCAGGGGGAGCCAUCCGAUACUGUGACACCUGCCAGUUAAUCAAACCUGACCGCUGCCAUCACUGCUCAACUUGUGAAAUGUGUGUGCUAAAAAUGGACCAUCACUGCCCCUGGGUGAACAACUGUGUUGGAUUCUCAAAUUACAAAUACUUUGUCUUGUUUUUGGCCUACGCGUCACUCUACUGUGUAGUAAUUUGUGCUACAGUCAUCCAGUAUUUCAUCAAAUUCUGGACUAAACAGUUGCUUGACACGCACGCGAAAUUCCACAUCUUGUUUCUAUUUUUUGUGGCGGCCCUGUUCUUCAUCAGCAUCCUGUCACUUCUCAGCUACCAUCUAUGGCUUGUGGGAAAGAACAGGACCACUAUAGAGGCUUUUAGGGCUCCUGUCUUCGCAAAUGGCCCAGACAAAAAUGGGUUUUCACUUGGCUUUAGCAGAAAUGUAGCCGAGGUGUUUGGAGACCAAGCAAAGUACUGGAUAUUUCCUGUUUUCUCAAGUCUGGGAGAUGGACAUUCCUUUGUAACAAGAUUGGUACAAAUAGAUCCUGAACAAGCAAACAGUGUCCUCCAGCAAAAUGGGAAAAGCCCUGCUGAUGGGGAGACCAACCCUUGUGCGAUUGGUAACAACAUACAACACACAGUGGACAACGCCAAAGAGAAAAUCGAUGGAGGCCAGGUAGUCUCUGUGACAAUGGAGAGUGAGCCAUAGCAGGUACAUCAGUAAAGAGCUUUGAUUAUGACGCCUUAAAUCGGGAGCAUCAGCACCUCCACAGGAGCCAUCCUCCACCCUCAUUUUGACUUGGUGCAGCCUCGUGUUUUGUAUGUACAUUAAACACAUUGUCCUUCAUCUAGUGUGCUUUAAACAAAUACUGUUAUCGUGUCAACUGAGACUGUACAGGGACCUCAUAGACCAAAGCAGGUCAUUCAGAGGUGAUUCAGAGGUUUUGUCUUUGUUUUGAGCCAAAGACAUUCAAAUAAUGUUUUAUUAUUAUUGUUGCAUCUGGAAAAACUCUGGGACAGCUUUUAUCCCCCCUCAAGCCGAUGUACAUCUACAUUGUCUGCAUUUAUCUACAUGGAUUAAUCACAUCAUAGAUUUCAACAAGAGAAUCAUCCUUUGUCAGUAUUAAUCAAGCAUUAAUGACUAAUGACUAAGCCUUGAAUCUGACUAUGAUUGAUGCAGAGCAGUGGGAACCACUAAAGCAAGAUUUGUGUAACUCAUAUGAAAUGGUGAGACAUUUCAGUACUGUCGAUAGCGUGUGCAAUAUGUCUUAUCAGUUUUUAACUCCAAGCACAGUGCAAUUAUUGAGACCAGUAGUUAUUUAUCAAAGGGUCUAAUUUAGUUUACAUGGUUGAAAAGAUUUAAUGGUCUUUCUGUUUACACUUUUAAGAUGUUAUUUUUGCAUUUCAAAUUUUAUACGAUGGGUAAACAUAGAGGUGACAUAAGCUUAAGAUGUAUGGACCAAAUCCAGUUCAACUGCAGUUAAAACCAUUUCUCAGUAAUUAAGCCACAUAACCAAUAGAUAACCUACUGUAUAAUGCAAUCCUGUAAUUAUCAAUGACAUUGCCAUUUUUCAUUGCACUAUAAAUAUUUGUAAUUUAUUUGUUGUCAAGCUUUUAUAAAUUAAUUGCAUUGUCUUUCCAUGUAUAUUGAUUUUAUUUAUUUAUAUUUAUUUCCUUUUUUUUUUUUAAAGAUACUUUUACUAUAUUAUAGAUGACCAGGUUUGUCUUAAUUCCAUGGAACAUUUUCACAUUUAUGAUCAAUCCUUUGCUUUGCAUUUUUAUAAAAUGAAUCAGUCCUGAGUGUUAAUGCCAAGGAUCAAGGCUUAAAUUUGUGUUCUUUCCAUUUGUUUUUCCAGUUUGAUGAUAAGAUUUAUUUGAAAGCUUGGAAAGCAAAGAGCAUAAAGUGAAACCACAACUUAAAAAAACGAACAAAGAAAAAAGCACCAGAACAGGACAGAUGAGGUGGACUUCAUAUACCUGUGUCGUCAUAAAUGCUCCUCUGUGUGCUCUGGCAGCUGUUUCAUUACAUUACACUCCUUUUCAGUGGAAACAAUGCACAGUACAGUGUGGGAUUUGUCUGAGUGAUCAGCAGAUAACAAUUAUGUGUAGAUAUUACUGACUGAGUGGUAGCCCAUGUGAAUGUACUCACAGUAGUUUAAUCACUAAUUUCACUGACUGAACUUGGCUAAAAACACCGCCAGGCAGCUAGAGCUGAUGCUGUAGUUCGGCCUGUAAAGAGCUGCUUUUUUCUUUGUUUUUGUGAGAAAAUUAUUCAUGCAGGGUGAUCUUCAUUGUUCUGUAACAAUAAAUGUAAGAAACUAUAUAAAGUGUGAUUCUUCAUCUUAAA